CACCGCCAUGGACUCAAUGGCGAUGGAGAUGACGCCGGAAUGGGCUGCGUCAGUAUGGCCUGUGUGUAACAAUCUGACGGUUCACGGUCCGAAUUCGAACCAGAAGCCGGCGUCCAGCAUUCGGAUGGCCGCCAUGACAGGAAGGGACAGCUGGUACGACAUGGAGAAGUACUCUCGGACCGUCACUUGGGUAUGUCUUGCCCUGAUCGGUGUCGCCGUGUUGCCCGGAUUCAUGGGCUGGGCCAGGAGACGAUGGCCGAAGCGGGCGUUGGCGACUUUGCAAUCUAUGCCCUUCUACUUCAGGACCGCUGCCUUUCUCAGAUCCAUUACGUAUCAAAGGUGCAGCCUUCCACUUGGGCGAGGAAAGCGCAUCGACAUUCCGGAUCUAGGCAAAACUCUCGUCAUCGCCUCAUUCUCCAUCGGCAUGAUCGUCUGGUGCUUUGCCGUGACGCCCUACUACCGUUGCACGCGAGAAUGGGGCUCGCCUCCCUUGGCCAUCCGUGCUGGCAUGCUCGCCAAUGGCAUGAUCACCUUUGUCUUUGCAUUCGGCACAAAGGUCAACCUCGUCACGGCCCUCACCAACAUCGCCCACGAGCGUCUCCAGGUCUACCACCAGUGGCUGGCGCGUCUUGUGCUCUUCUUCUCCGUCGUCCACACCAUCCCGUUCAUUGUUCAGCCGUUGCGUGACGGCGGCAGCCACAACCUUUAUCUCUGGUGGUACCACAACGGGCCAGAGAUGUGGAACGGGACCGUAUCGCUAGCCCUGCUUGCCUGGAUUGUGGCAUCAUCGACGAAUGUGUUUCGAUCGUGGAGUUACGAGUUUUUCGUGGUGCAGCACCUCGUCUCCGUCAUUCUCUUUAUCGGCUUCUACUUUGCUCACACGGGAAACGAGCUCAACUCUUGGUUGUGGCUGUGGGCUGCCAUUGGCCUCUGGGGUCUUGCGACCUUGAUUCGAUGGGCUCGAUCGGCCAUGGCCAGCGGGUACUUUGUCUCGACGAGAGCCUCCGUCGAGGUUCAUUCCAGCUCCGACAAACGCGACGCCAUGGUUCGCAUCGCCAUCCGGACGCCACUGAGAUGGUCCCCAGGACAGCACGUCUUUGUCCGUUUCCACACCAUGUCGCCCUGGCAAGCGCAUCCAUUCACCGUUGUCACCCUGCCCCAACCCAGCGACCACCAGGAUUCGGUCGUCGUCUUCCUUGCGCGUGUGCGAGAGGGACUGACGAGGAAGCUUUACGAGCGAGUCGUACAGGAAGACCGCGAGCAGGGCGAUGACGACGCCAUUGAAAAGGGCGGGAGCAGCUUCAAGUCUUCCGACGCGUUGCCUCUCCUUGAGAACAGCGAGCACGAGGGACACGACGACGAGAAUCUCCCAACCAAGGCAAAGUUGCUUCCGGCCUCCAUCGAUGGUCCAUAUGGCUGUAGCGCCAGCAUGGCCUCGUACCACUCGCUCGUCAUUGUCGCUGGCGGCUCUGGUAUGACCUUUGCGCUUCCCAUCCUCUUCGAUCUUGCAUGGCGAGGGAGGACGGGUAACGUCUGUACCCGCGACGUCGUCCUAAUCUGCUCCGUCCGGACACCAGCGACACUUUCUUGGAUCAGACACCAGCUGGAAGCAGUGUUGACAUCCCUCGCAUCGUACGGCAUCACAGUAAGGGCCGAUGUCCAUGUGACCCGGUCGGCUUCGAAGGAGUUGCCCAUCUUGCAGGGAUGCGAUGCUCACUUGGGCAGGCCGCAAGUGACUGCACGUGUCGACGAGGCCAUUCGUGCACCCGCGACCUCUUUCAUGCAGGAGAGCCGCGCAGUCGUAGUGUGCGGGCCUCAGGAGAUGAGUCACGAGGUACAGGAUUCGGUUGCCAGUGUCCAGUCGGACCUCUUGAGGGGACGACUAUCAAACGUCGUUGAAGUUGCCCUCGUCCGAGAGAGCUUUGGAUGGUAGCCUCUCUUCUUUCUUUCCGUCUAUUUUUUUUCCGCCGCAUCUUUGUGUCAUAUCCCAUCAAUCAUUCAAUUCACAG
Acaromyces ingoldii is the source of this 2009-nucleotide messenger RNA. RefSeq lists its product as hypothetical. Lineage: Eukaryota; Fungi; Basidiomycota; Exobasidiomycetes; Exobasidiales; Cryptobasidiaceae. The record is from RefSeq and is a predicted model, not a curated record. Gene Ontology annotation, biological process: iron ion transport; intracellular iron ion homeostasis; copper ion import. The transcript is spliced from 2 exons. Gene Ontology annotation, molecular function: ferric-chelate reductase activity. Gene Ontology annotation, cellular component: plasma membrane. Bases 8 to 1933 code for a protein of 641 amino acids.